Molecule: messenger RNA, 1179 nt
Organism: Pichia membranifaciens NRRL Y-2026
Lineage: Eukaryota; Fungi; Ascomycota; Pichiomycetes; Pichiales; Pichiaceae
Exons: 1
Coding region: 1-1179 (392 amino acids)
Biological process (GO): tRNA wobble position uridine thiolation; protein urmylation
Cellular component (GO): cytoplasm
Molecular function (GO): URM1 activating enzyme activity; thiosulfate-cyanide sulfurtransferase activity; nucleotidyltransferase activity
Source: RefSeq, a predicted model, not a curated record
AUGUCACUUGAUGAGGAUGAGUAUUCUCGUUACGGACGGCAAAUGCAAGUCCCCGCUUUCAACGCUUUGAAUGGCCAGAUCGGUUUGAAACAAUCCAAGAUUCUAGUUGUUGGUUGUGGAGGAUUAGGUUCAUCGGCCUUGCUGUAUUUGGCUGCUUCUGGUGUCGGAUGCAUAGGUGUCUUAGACCAUGACCGGGUUGAAUUGUCCAAUCUUCAUAGACAAAUCAUUCAUGAAACCUCCACUAUUGGGAUGCUCAAAACUGAAUCAGCAUGUCAAAGGAUAAAAGCAUUAAAUCAAAAUAUAACAGUCAACAUUCACUCUCUUUUUUUAUCAAACCAGAACGCAUAUAAUAUCUUUCAGAAGUAUGAUUUAAUUCUUGAUUGUACAGAUAAUCCAAUUACAAAAUAUCUAAUAUCAGAUACUUGCGUUGCUUCAAAAAAGCCACUUGUAUCUGCAUCGUCUGUCAAAACAGAUGGGCAGCUUAUGAUUCUAAAUUACCAAAAUGGACCAUGUUAUAGAUGCAUUCACCCGAAACCAACCAAACCUGAGAAUAUAGCCACUUGUUCUGACGACGGAGUUAUUGGGCCAUGUGUUGGAUUGGUAGGUACUCUGAUGUCAAUAGAAUCGAUUAAAAUAUUAACCAACUACUACAAUGAAGAGACGAAUCCUUUCAAGCCAAUAAUGCUUAUGUACUCAGGAUAUAUGGCAAAUGAUGGGCAAAUGCUUAAGAGCUUUAAAAUGAGAGGGAAAAUGUUGAAUUGCCUUUGCGGUAAGAUGAACAAAGAGAUGAUUCAGAACAUAAACUAUACUCAGUUUUGUGGCAAAAUUGAUUACGAUGUCCUGAACAAUACGCAUAGUAUUGAUUUUGCCAAGUUGUCAGCUCUUGAAAACCCAGUCAUGGUUGAUGUAAGACCCAAGGAGCAAUUUGCCAUUUCUAACUUAGGGGACCAGGAAAAUUUUAAGGUAAUAAAUAUACCUUAUACCUCAUUGAUCAGAUUGGAUGAUGAAUCUUUGGAGGAGUUGUUACCAAAAGAUUCUCCGAUAGUUGCGGUUUGUAAAAUGGGAAAUGACUCUCGGCUGUCCACAAAAUACUUACUUGAUAAAGGUUUCGAAGUGUACGAUUUAAAAGGAGGUUUGAAUGAAUACUCGAAAACUCAUGAUUUCCAUGUAUAUUGGUAG